Molecule: messenger RNA, 2940 nt
Organism: Homalodisca vitripennis (glassy-winged sharpshooter)
Lineage: Eukaryota; Metazoa; Arthropoda; Insecta; Hemiptera; Cicadellidae
Product: TBC domain-containing protein kinase-like protein
Exons: 16
Coding region: 106-2610 (834 amino acids)
Biological process (GO): activation of GTPase activity; protein phosphorylation
Molecular function (GO): GTPase activator activity; protein kinase activity; ATP binding
Source: RefSeq, a predicted model, not a curated record
GUUAACAGUUAACUUAAACGUAAACUGUCCGAGGUCCGGGGUCCGGUACUGGUCAGUGUUGGUGUUUUAAAGACUGCCCAAGUAUGAAGUUUCUAUAAUCAGACAAUGAGUGAAACUCAGGUCGCACCCCAGUUUGUGGGGUCGACGUUCUUUGCCAUGCGACACUCGGGAGAGUUGUGCGGCAGCAACGGUCUCCCCUUGACACCGAACUCCAUAACCAUCCUUGGCCGAUCCCAGUACCUCAAGACCCUGACACAUCCGAAUUUGUGCUCGUAUUUGGAUGUCAUCCGAGGAAAACAUGAGAGAUCCAUAGUGGUGUCUGAGUACCAUGGGAGAAUGCUACCUCAGGCUUCAGUCAAAUCACUGGGUCAGGUGAUGAGGUUGGCCCGUGAGGUUCUGGAGGGUCUCAGCUACCUCAACAGCCGAGGUCUGGUCCACCGCAGUCUAUCCCCGGACAAUAUCCUGAUCGCAGAUGAUGGAAAGGCUCAGCUCUUCAACUACGGCCUGUAUUACAUGACUGGUGGCGGUGCUGAUGUCUUGUUUCCAAUCGGGUCACCCAAGUACAUGGCUCCAGAAGUGUUCCUGUUGCAAGGGAGAGGACAGUCCAGUAUAAAAGUGGACGUCUGGUCCCUUGGCAUGAUCUUGACUGAACUUCUGCUGGGCCAGAAACUGUGGGCCAACCUCAAGCUGGGCCAGAUUCUACGCAAAAUAUUGUCCCUUCUCCACUGUGACACUACUACUCUGGAGAGAUUGGCUAGGGAGGCAGAUAAACUGGCUGUUUUUGAGUCUCUGCCAGAGAGUGUAAAAGAUUUUAUCAACUCCUGCCUUCAGACUAGUCCAAGCUUAAGGCCCACCCCAGCUCAGCUCCUCAAACACGAAGUUUUCUCUCAGGAGUUUGAGCCUGAAGUUCUGUCGCCCUCCACUAUCAUCGAUCAAAGAGUGAAGAAUUGGAGGAACAAUCUGCUAAGUGAGAGGCCUCUGCAGGAGCUGUACUACCUGUGGCGGCUGGCAGGGGGCGACCUGCAAGCGGAACUGAAGAAACAGGGUCUGGUGCGCUCUAAACCUCCUAUACUUUCAUUACCAAAUCUUGUACUACUGGAAGGUACUGCGUUUGGACAGAGCCGAGACCAGGCAACCCUACUGGACCUGAGGGUGGUACCGUUGCCCCUGGACACUCUGGUUCAGAGACUCUCCCAUCUGCCUCUCACUGUGUUCUAUCCACUCACAGAGACCAAAUCUGCUAUCUUGGGUGUGGAAGAGCAGAGUGAUGCAGCCUCACUUCCUUUAGUCAUCCGAGAGCGAGACACAGAGUAUCAGUUCCGAAGAGUGGUCCUGUGCGAUCGCCUCUUGAAGGGAUACCCGUACAAGAAGGCAGCCAUAUUGAAGGAGGCCCAUAAGGACGUCCCACCAUUGUACAGGGGAGAGUUGUGGGCCGUGCUGCUGGGAGUGGUUGGAGACAUAGACUCACAGUACACUGCCAUCGACAAAGAAACUGUCACUGCCACUGAUAGACAGAUAGAAGUAGACAUUCCUCGCUGCCACCAGUACAAUGAGCUGCUCUCGUCCCGUGAGGGACACCGCAAGCUCAAACGCGUUUUGAAGGCGUGGGUGGUCUCCCAUCCCCAGUACGUAUACUGGCAAGGUCUUGACUCACUAUGUGCACCUUUUCUCUACCUCAACUUUAAUAAUGAAGCAAGAGCUUAUGCCUGUCUGUCGGCAUUCAUUCCCAAAUAUCUUAACAACUUCUUCCUGAAGGACAACUCUGCAGUUAUACGGGAGUACCUGCUCAAGUUUUCUCAGCUAAUUACAUUCCAUGAUCCAGUGCUCUCCAGCCAUCUCCAGGAAAUCAACUUUAUACCAGAGCUGUUCGCCAUACCAUGGUUCCUCACCAUGUUCUCCCACGUAUUCCCUCUACACAAGAUUUUCCAUCUGUGGGACAAACUAUUACUGGGGGACGCCUCGUUUCCCCUCUACGUGGGGUUGGCAAUCCUGCAGCAGCUGCGGGAUACUCUGCUCUCUUCUGGCUUCAAUGAGUGCAUCCUCCUAUUCUCAGAUCUCCCAGAAGUGGACAUAGAACGAUGUGUCGCUGACUGUAUAGAACUUUACUGCAGCACACCGCGCAGUGUUACCUUCCGGGAACACGAGUUACCCAGUGUUGCCAAACCUGUUCUCAAUCCUGAACUGGAGCUGAGUGGUAUAUCUCUGGCUGAGCUACAGACUGAACUCUCGCCCCGCAUCAGCGGAGCCGACCUUGUGGAACUCCUCAACACCAAGUUCUCUCGGCCCAAAGUCUUCAUUGUUGACAUCCGCGAACGUGAAGACUACUGUGAGGAGGCUAUCCCUGGAAGUGUGAACAUCCCGGUGUCAGGGGUGGAUCUGGAGGCAGACAGCACGGAGGCGGUGGGAACAGCCAUCCCAGAGAGUCCUGAGUUGAGCAUUCUGUUUGGCAACAAGGGCAGGAUCAUCGUGGUGGGGGGAGGUGACAGCAUGGUAGACUCUGCCAAGUUCUGCAAACUGCUAGUUCAGUGCGGAUUCCCCAGAGUGUGCUGUCUGCACGGUGGCAUGGCUGCCCUUAGGUCAACGGAACUGCUUACUCCCAUCAUGCAGUAGUCACAUUGUGCAAGAUGGUGUAGUACAAAGAGGUUCUCCCCGAUUGUUUUGUCUGCAGAGCAUAUUGGCCACCCUCAGAUCAACUAAACUGCUUACUUCCAACACAGAUGCUUAUAAAAUCAUGGAGGUGCUAUAAUUCAGUGUGGAUUCCUCAAAGUUUGUCAUCUGUCUCCAUCAUGGUUACUAUGAGAUAAACUGAACUACUUACUCGUGAUCAACCAAACUCUCAUCAUAUUGGCACAUUGGUAUAAAAUCAUGCAAGCUGCUAUAGAUCAGUGUGGAUUACUCAAAUUAUGUCAUCUGUCUGCAUCAUGAUUACUAUGAGAUCAA